Fusarium tjaetaba is the source of this 756-nucleotide messenger RNA. RefSeq lists its product as uncharacterized. The transcript is spliced from 2 exons. Bases 1 to 756 code for a protein of 251 amino acids. NCBI's taxonomy places the organism in Eukaryota, Fungi, Ascomycota, Sordariomycetes, Hypocreales, Nectriaceae. The record is from RefSeq and is a predicted model, not a curated record.
AUGGCACUACAAGGCCUAACUCGGAAAAUACUGGCAACGUCACUUGUUGCUGUAGUCACUGCUGGCGGUGUCUAUGGCUACUCGAUCCAGAAGAGUGUAUCCAGAGUUGAUCGGAAUCUUAUAACGCGGUUCAAGACCGUGCCAGAGAAAUUCCAGAAAUCGAGAUCUGUUAGCGAGGUUGUCAACGAGAAACAGCACAUGUACGACUCUGAUUCUCGAUACAUCACGCUCGACGUACCACCUGAACAUCGUGAUGUAUCUGAUGAAGUUUUGUUGGCAAAGUUCGUCAAAGGAUAUUUUGGGGGUGCUGUGAUUAGACCGGAACGAGUUGCUCUUUCAACUCUUGGUAUGACACUCGUCAACUUUUCAAGACCGGCUCCCAGAAAGUUGUGGUCAUGCACAGAACUUCCCGACGUUUCACUACCUGCAGUCAACACCAUUCUAUACGGAGUCUUUCAAGUUCUUGAGACUGAGAUCGGUAUCAAAGUUGCGCCAAACCGCACUGAGAGCCACAUCGACUUUGGCUUUGGAAGUGACACUGAUGUGUUUGCUGGAGUCCACAGAUUCGUGGUUGUGAGGACGAAGGAAGAGAAAAGUGAAGAAACCGUGCAAAUUCACUACGAGUCCAUGACUUGCAAUCCUGUGCAAAACAAGCCUCUGAGACCACGAUUCUUGUUCAAAUUUCAUGAGUUCUACGCGGACUUGUUGUUUAGGGAUGCAAUAUCAGAGAUCAAACAGUGGAUGGGCCAGUCUUGA